Molecule: messenger RNA, 387 nt
Organism: Dentiscutata heterogama
Lineage: Eukaryota; Fungi; Glomeromycota; Glomeromycetes; Diversisporales; Gigasporaceae
Source: the annotation of a GenBank genome assembly
AUGAACGAUACUAUUAAUCAAAAUUUUUGUACCAGAUGUAAAACCUAUAAAAGUAAACUGGAGUUUGCCAAUUCAAAUUCUCAUACCUGUAAUAUAUGUCAAGCUCAAGCAAAAAGAUACAGAGAAAAUAAGAAACUAUUGAAUGAUGAGAAUGAAUUACUGAAUAAAAUAUUAGAGCCAAAUAAUCUUGCAGAUUAUAUUUACAAUCUUCUUGAAUUGCAUACAAAUUCAAUAACUGCUGAAAACAAUAAAGAAAAUAAUCAACUAGGUAUUCAUUAUUCAUGUGCUGUUGAUAUCUCUUCUUAUAAUGAAUCUUCAAAAGAAAUUGCUAAUAAUUUGAUAAACAUUGUUAGCGAUACUGAUGAAUACUCUUGGAUGUACAUAUAA